This is a messenger RNA of Caenorhabditis angaria, 1138 nucleotides long. The record is from the annotation of a GenBank genome assembly. Lineage: Eukaryota; Metazoa; Nematoda; Chromadorea; Rhabditida; Rhabditidae.
AUGUCGAUUUUGGUCGAUGAGAAUGGAAGACCGUACAAGGUUCAUCUUUGCAAGGUAAAUUUUUUUAAUUUUGGAAAAAAUGAUCAAAAAUCUGAAAUUUUCAGACAAGAUUUUGGCCAGAAAUCUGAAAAUUUGUACUUUGAAACUUUUUUAGCAAAAAAAUAGCUGAAAAUCUAGACAAAAUUCUGGAAAAAUGCCACGUCAUAGUCUCAAAAUUGUAUUUCUGGAAAUUUAUCAAAAAUCUGAAAUUUUCAGACAAGAUUUUGGCCAUAAAUCUGAAAUUAUGUACUUUGAAACUUUUUUAGAAGAAAAAUAGCUGAAAAUCUAGACAAAAUUCUGAAAAAAUGCCACGUCAUAGCCAAAUUUUUGCUCAAAUGAGAUUUCUGGCUAACAUGAGCAAUUUCUCUCUGCGUCUCUAACAUGCUUUCUAUCUCUAGAUUCUAUGGUCUCUGAAUCUAGAGAUAAAGAGAGAGUGAGAGAGUUAGAGACGCAGAGAAACAUGAGUCAUGUUAGCCAUGGCUUUUCACGCCAAAACACCUCGUGGCCGAGCUUUUUGAUUUUCUAGGCCAUCAGAAACUCUUCCAGAUGGCCUAGAUUUGGGUUUCUAGGCCACGAAAACCUUCUGAACAUUUUGCAGACAGACAUCGGCGCAAACUCGAACAAAUUCUACGACAUGGAACUCAUCCAGGAAACCCCCAAAAGUUUCAGUGUAAAAUUGAUUAAUGGUCGAAUUGGCUACAAAGGUUGCACGAAUUUCAAGAGUUUCGCGAACUCUGAAAAAGCUCGCGAAUUUUUCGAGAAAAAAUUCCACGAAAAAACACAUUUGGAUUGGACGGAAAGAGAUGAUGAACCGAUGCCCGGGAAAUAUGUGGUUGUUGAGUUGAAAAAGGAGGCGGAAGCGGAAGCGGAAGCGGAAACUCCGCAACCCAAACGCGCUGGAAAACGGCGCAAAGCUGAAAUUGUAGUAAAAAAAGAGGAGCCAGAAGAAGAAGAAGAGGAAGAUUCAGGAACCAAAAAAAUCGAGGAAAAUGUUCGCGAAUUUUUGAAAAAGAUUUGUGAUGAGGAUGUGCAUUUGGGAAUGUUGAAACAUUUGAAAUUUAAUGAGGAAUUUGGAAAACCGAUGGGUGAGUGUUUUUAG